AUGGCAAUUAAACAAGAAGAUGACUGGAUUAAAAUUGCCGACGAAUUUUAUACUCGCACAAAUUUUCCCAAUAUCAUUGGAGCGAUAGAUGGUAAGCAUAUUAGGAUGAUACAACCAGAACAUUCCGGAACAUCAUAUUUUAAUUACAAAAAAUUAUUCUCUUGUGUUUUAAUGGCUUGGACAGAUGCAGAUUAUAAAUUUGUUUACAUAGAUGUUGGUUCUUAUGGAACAGCUAGUGAUUCAGAAAUUUUUAAAACAUCACAAAUGGGAAAACGGCUUUCUGAAAACCAGCUUUAUAUUCCCUCCGGGAGGCAUUUGCCAAAUGAUGAUGACGGAAAUGUCAUUCCAUUCUCUGUCGUUGGCGAUGAAGCGUUUGGACUUGGAAAUCACAUUUUAAGACCUUAUGCAAAAAGAUAUUUAAACUAUACCAAGCGAAUUUUUAACUAUAGACAUACAAGAGCUCGUCGUGUGGUUGAGUGUACAUUUGGGAUUCUCGCAAACAAAUGGCGUAUAUUUCACCGCCCAAUUGAUGUGAAUAUCGACUUUUGA
Rhopalosiphum padi (bird cherry-oat aphid) is the source of this 549-nucleotide messenger RNA. RefSeq lists its product as uncharacterized. The coding region runs from base 1 to 549 and encodes 182 amino acids. The record is from RefSeq and is a predicted model, not a curated record. The transcript has a single exon. Lineage: Eukaryota; Metazoa; Arthropoda; Insecta; Hemiptera; Aphididae.